Messenger RNA from Colossoma macropomum (tambaqui), 5755 nucleotides. RefSeq names its product doublecortin-like kinase 1b (gene dclk1b). The transcript is spliced from 16 exons. The coding region runs from base 165 to 2429 and encodes 754 amino acids. Gene Ontology annotation, biological process: protein phosphorylation; intracellular signal transduction. Gene Ontology annotation, molecular function: protein kinase activity; ATP binding. Lineage: Eukaryota; Metazoa; Chordata; Actinopteri; Characiformes; Serrasalmidae. The record is from RefSeq and is a predicted model, not a curated record.
CAAAGGCACCACCACAUGCACGGCCUCUGCUAGCCAAAUCCCCACCGAGCAGCAUGUCCAUGGCAUGAUCAUCACGCACACUACACGGUGCGACUGGGAGCCGACCAAGCCCACGGAUACCGCAGCUUACCAACGCGAGGAAAAAGCACAACCAGGUGGCCGAAAUGGAGCUGGAGCAUUUUGACGAACGGGACAGAACACAGAGGUCCAGCCGUGGGGCGUCCCGGGCCAACGGGCUGCCGAGCCCCACUCACAGCGCCCACUGCAGCCUGUACCGCACCCGCACCCUGCAGGCCCUCAGCUCGGAGAAAAAAGCCAAAAAGGUGCGAUUCUACCGUAAUGGAGACCGAUACUUCAAAGGCAUCGUCUACGCCAUCUCCCAGGACCGGUUCAGGUCAUUCGAUGCACUGCUGGCUGACCUCACCCGCUCUUUAUCCGACAAUGUCAACUUGCCCCAGGGGGUCCGCACCAUUUACUCAGUUGAUGGGGCCAAGAAGAUCAUGAGUAUGGAACAGCUGGAGGAAGGUGAAAGCUAUGUGUGUGGAUCAAUAGAGCCCUAUAAGAAACUGGACUACACCAAGAAUGUCAAUCCUAACUGGUCAGUCAACAUGAAGACCACCGCAUCCUCACGAGCUCCACCCUCGUUGGCCAGCGCCAAGGCCUGCUCCUUGGACUCCAAGGAGACCAAGGACUUUAUCCGGCCCAAGCUGGUAACCAUCAUCCGGAGCGGAGUGAAGCCUCGCAAAGCCGUGCGGAUCCUCCUCAAUAAGAAGACGGCUCACACGUUUGAGCAAGUUCUCAGCGACAUCACUGAUGCCAUCAAGCUGGACACAGGAGCGGUCAAGAGGCUGUACACAGUGGAUGGCAAACUGGUGAUGUGCCUCCAAGACUUCUUUGGUGAGGACGACAUAUUCAUUGCCUGUGGACCGGAGAAGUUCCGCUACCAGGAUGACUUCCUACUGGAUGAGAGUGAAUGCAGGGUGGUGAAGUCGCAGUCAUACGGUCGGAUUUCGUCCAUGCAGGGCCGCUGCUCUCCUCGCAGUGGAGCUUCACGCAGGAGCAAAUCCCCCGCCUCCAACAGCUCAGCAAAUGGAACAGCAGGCAGUCAGCUGUCUACCCCUCGGUCAGGAAAAUCCCCGAGCCCCUCUCCCACCAGCCCGGCCAGCCUCAGGAGACGGCGGAGUUCUCAGCACAGUGGCUCCUCCCUCUCUCUGGCCUCCACUAAAGUCUGCAGCUCCAUGGACGAGGGCGAUGGCCCUGGCAGUGAGGCCGAGGUGAUGGAGGAGAGCCCUCAGGUCCCUGCCUCUAUAGCAGAGCGGUACAAGGUGGGGAGGAUGAUUGGAGAUGGAAACUUUGCAGUUGUGAGAGAGUGCGUGGAGAGAUCCACUGGCCGGGAGUACGCCCUCAAAAUCAUCAACAAGGGCAAAUGCAGAGGGAAGGAGCAUAUGAUCCAGAAUGAGGUGUCCAUUUUGAGGAGAGUGAAACACCCCAACAUUGUCCUGCUGAUUGAGGAGAUGGACACUUACAGUGAGCUCUACCUGGUCAUGGAGCUGGUGAAGGGAGGUGACCUCUUUGAUGCCAUCACAUCCACCAAUAAAUACACAGAAAGAGAUGCCAGUGGCAUGCUGUAUAACCUGGCCAGCGCCAUUAAAUACCUGCACAGCCUGAACAUCGUGCAUCGGGACAUCAAACCGGAGAAUCUACUGGUCUAUGAGCACCAGGAUGGCAGUAAGUCUCUGAAGCUGGGCGAUUUUGGCUUGGCCACAGUGGUAGACGGGCCUCUGUACACUGUGUGUGGCACCCCGACGUACGUAGCCCCGGAAAUCAUCGCAGAGAGCGGAUAUGGCCUGAAGGUUGACAUCUGGGCAGCUGGAGUCAUUACGUACAUUCUGCUGUGUGGUUUCCCUCCGUUCCGUGGGAGCACUGAGGAUCAGGAGGCACUGUUUGACCAAAUUCUCAUGGGACAGUUAGAUUUCCCCCUUCCAUACUGGGACAAUGUCUCGGACUCAGCAAAGGAGCUCAUAACCUGUAUGCUACAAGUUGAGGUCAACCAGAGAUACACAGCUCUGCAGGUGCUGGACCAUCCGUGGGUCAAUGAUGAUGGCUUGUUGGAGAAUGAGCACCAGCUAUCUGUGGCUGGAAAGAUCAAGAAGCACUUUAACACAGGCCCCAAGCUCAGCAGCACAGCGGCCGGCGUGUCUGUUAUAACAACCACCGCUCUUGAUAAGGAGAGGCAGGUUUUCAGACGAAGACGCCACCAGGAUGUGAGGUCAGCCGCUGCCGUCCGCGCUCCGCAGGGCGCUUUCCUGUCCAAGCUUUCAGUCGGUGCGGCCGCCCCCAGCCUGUCCCCCGCAGAGUUUACCUCCGAGUCCGAGGACUACUCCCCCAGCUCCGCCGAGACUGUGCGCUCGCCCAACUCACCAUUCUAACACCCUGCAGCCCCGAAAACAUGGAUGUAUGGAGUGGAUGGAUGGAUGAAAGUAAAAAUGGACUGGCAUCAUCUGACCCUGAGUGCUCUGUGGAGCUGUACACACGUGCAUGUUUUGACUAUUUUAUUUAAAAGAAAAGAGCACAUCCACAAUUCCCAGAGCUUCUUACUUUGAGGGAUUGUAUUCAUAUUGACUGGAAGCGUUUCUAUGAAGGUAAUACUAAGGUUAGUAUUAAGGGUUAGAACUAACUAAGGUUAGAAAAAUCACUGUUCAUUUUACAAUUGGCUGUGUUUAAGAAUUUUAAUACAGUCUUUGCCCUCAGUGAAGCACUUCUAACUUAAGACAUUAGACAAAAAACUUAUCAGUUUCAACAGAUUGAAUACCUUCAUCACAUUGACAGUUUGAGAUUUGAAUACAGUUUUUGCCCUCAAGCACAGCAGAGUAGCAGUUUCCUUUGGCUGAAAUUAGCUGCUGCAAAGUGAAUUAGAUUAUAAACUGACGGUAGGAAUUCCUCUUGGUUAGAAAAUUGUAGAUUGAUACCACUUUUAGUGCUAUAGCAGAGAACCUUGAAGCCUCUCUGUGCUCCAAUGAUAGACCCAGUUCCGUUUCAGCAUUUCUCUUUUGCGCCCUCUUGUGGCUCAGAUAGGAAGUGCGCUUCCACAAAAAUGGUUAGAUCAUUUUAAUGGUGAGCUCAUGUAGGAUUCUCCUUCUUACACACAAAAUCUGGUAGACCUUAUCAGAAUCUUCCACUGAAGUGAUGAAACCUCAUUAGGUGUGUAUCUUUUUGUAAAAAGAUGACGUUUCUACAUUUAGAGUAUUAAUUUUUUAUAUUUAUUUGAACAUUUAUCUUAUAUAAAAACACACUCAUAUUCACCCAUAAUUCUGAAUUCUUCUUUAAACGUCACUGGGCCCUAGAACGCUCCAUCAACAUGUGAUAUAGUACAUACAGUAUGCUGUAGGUGUGGGUUAGGAAUCAGUUUAAUAACUUUUUUUAAUUGACAGGUGCUGUUUUGAUUAAAUAUACUAGAUCAUGAGGUGUAUAUGAAACUGUCGAUCACUUCAAGCUUGCUGCUAUAAUCGUUCUGUUGAUUUGGUAGGCACAAUAGUAGUAGUACACUGUUACAGCAGAAUUUAUGACACUAUGAACAAAUAUGAGUGAGGAGCAGCUGCUGAUUGGCUCCUUUCACCAUUAAUUGUGUCUCUUUUCACGAUUUGGAAUAAGAUGUGCAAUCAAAGGAUGAAUAUUUGUGCUCCAGAAGGUCUUAUUAGCUCGUCUGAAGUGGAAAGUGGCACUUGAGUGCAUGUCUUCGCUUGACUGUGAUUGUAUCAUAUAGACUGACGGCAGAGAUCUUAGUUCCUGUAAGCUGAAUGUAAGACUGCUCAGCUCUGACCUUCUAAACAGUGAAAUUCUGAAGAUGUUGUCCUUCACCUGAAUGUACUUUGUCAAAUGUGACAUUCUUUCAUAAAAACAGUGGGCCAAAAAGAUCUGAGGUAAAGAGAAGCACAAAAAUGAUCACAAAAAAGGGUCUAAGUAACUCAGAACUGGUUCCUUUGAAUGCUUUUUUGGAAUGGUAAAUGAAAAACGGGACAAACGAAUCAUUUGGCUGUUGAAUGUGUUAACAUAAGCUAUUCUGAAUGUGAACAACUUCAAAAACCAUAGAAACAUCUACUUGCACUGUAUUUCCUACCUAGUCUUAAAAAUAAAAGGUGCUCAGAGGAGUUCUUGAGUUUGAGUUUUGAGGGCCCAUAUCAAGAGAAUUGUCCUUGCUAUAUUUAUUUAUUUAUUUUAUUUAUUUAUGAAUGAUAGUUUGACAUACUUUUAAGUUUCAAAACUUACUGUCCACUCCCUAGUCCAUAUAUGGCAAGGGUGUCCAAACUUAUCCACAAAGAGCCAGUGUGGCCGCAGGUUUUCACUCCAACAAAGCAAGAGGUCACCUAAAGAAACUUUGAGAACUAAGACCAACUCAUUAAACAAAUGGUUUCAGGUGUGCUGCAGCUUGUUUGGAGUGAAAACCUGCAGCCAUACUGGCCCUAAGAGGUUAAGACAAUAAAAGCCUCCUGACUUAACUUGACCUGAAGAUUGGACACCAAUAACAUGUAAAAACUAGGCUGCAAAACAACCUGGUUUGUGAUGUCACAAAAACCAAGCACAUUUACAAAUGUUAUUUAGCCUGCUGCAGUGCUGCACCUAUUCAUGCUGAAGUUAUAAGGAGUGUUUCAUCCUAGACUGCCUUUUGAAUGGGCAGCCAAUUUACAUCUAGUUGAUAUACAUACAUCAAGAUGUACAGAGGUCAUUUACAUAUAUCAGUCUUAAAGGCACAGUAACAGCCUCAGGGGGAGAGGAAUUAAGACACAAGAAAUAUGUAGGAUAUGGGCCCUUUAACCCAACGGAUUUCUUCUGUGGCAUCACUCCAAAGAACCUCACUUAGCACCCUUUUUUAUUUUAUUUAUAUUGAAAGUCUGUUGUGUUUACUUUAAAUUGUGUUAACUUUGACAGAUCUUCCAUGGAAUCAUUUGUAAAUGUUUUGUGAUUGCUUCAUUUCAGUCUUACUUUGAAGUGUAUAUUUUAUUCCAUUUAUUUUUUGAGGUCUGGAUUAUUCAGCUCAACCCAGGAUGAUCUAAAGUCACCUAAAUCCGGAAUAGCGUAAAUCUGUUCUCAGUCUAAGCAGACGUAGUACAGUAGCUGAUCCAAAUCCACUGCUUUUGUCCUCAUAAUUCAUUUUCAUCUGUAAAUUCUGUCCAUAGACAACACUUCAGUAAGUUAACAGACAAUAUAAAGAUUUACUUGCAUCUGUUGCUUCACUGUAACCACCACUAUAUUUGUCUUAAAAGGAGCCUCUAGCAUGGAAAGGCUUCCGAGACAUGACGUUAGCACAAUGAGGAGUCCACUGAUGAGCACAAAAGAUGGAGAGUGGAGAACUUCUGUACGCAGCAGCAUGCAAAAUGCUUUUUCUUUUAAAAAUAGAGAGUAAAACACAUUUAUCUGCUGUGUGAUUGUCUAUACUUCUGUAACAAAGUCCUAUGUGAACAAUAUGCUCUGGUCAACCUCCUUUUUUAUAGAUAGGACACUGACCGUAUACUAUUGUUAUUUGAGAAAGUAUUCUAGAUCAUAUGCAAAGUCCAGUGAGCAGAUGGUUAAGCUGGUUACCGAUUGUAUGUUUCUAUAGCCGUAUGACUGGCUCUUUGUUGUCUUUUUGUUUGAAUAUGUAGUGACACACAGCUUUUCUUCUGACCGCCAGCAGGGAGUGGCUUUGCGUCCAAGUAGCAUUCAUCCAACAGUGGUGCAUCUGCAACAGGCCAAACCCUGGAAUAAACUGUUUCCUCAA